UCAUGCCUGGCCUCGAGACCUUCAUCGGCUCCAAGCUCAAGGGCCCGGUGCAGCGGCUCAUGAAGUGGCAGGCCGGCCUCGAGUGCGUCGACGCCUCUGAGAAGAAGGAGGACCUCGAAAGUCAUCAGAUCGUCGUCCACGACGACCGUUUAUAUUUUAGAAUCAUCUACAAGGGCGCCAUCGCCUUCGGCGAGGCGUACAUGGACGGCGACUGGACGCCCGGUACCAAAUUAUUUGAUGUACUGAAGAAGGGCAUCGAGACUGGUAGUCUGGAGUCGCGGUUCCAGGCGUUUUUCAAGUUUAUCCAAUUUUUUGCCGCUAAUUUGGGUUUGUUGAAUCCGCAGUCCAUCUUCCGGUCUCGGAAAGUCGCGAAGAUGCACUAUGAUCUGGGCAAUGAUCUCUACGAGAAGAUGUUGUGUAGCCACAUGCAGUACACGUGUGCGUACUGGAAGGGCUGCAACGACUUAACGUGGACAGGCAACAUGGUAGGAGGAUUAGAACAGGCCCAGCGGCAAAAACUGGACUUGAUCGGCCGCAAGCUCAAGCUCAAGCCGGGCAUGCGCGUGCUGGAGCUGGGCGGCGGCUUUGGUGGUUUGAGCUACUACCUCUGCACGCACUUCGGCGUCUCCGUGCACGCUUGUGAUUUGAGCGUGGAGCACGAGGUCUAUAGCAAGGAGCAUUUCAACCAUGAGAACAAGACGUUCGAGAUCAUCGACUACCGGGACUUCCUCAAGCGCCACAUCCGGGAGGGCACGCCGCUGUUCGAUCGCGUGGUCAGCGUGGGCAUGAUGGAACACGUCGGUCCUCGCAACUUCCCGAACUUCUUCCGCCAGAUCCGGAAGGUCAUUAAACCGCAGGGCCUGUUUUUACUGCACACGAUCGGCAACAGUGUCGACGAUAGAAACCAGGACCCCUGGUUCGAGAAGUACGUCUUCCCGGGCGCGUGCAUCCCGGGGCCCCAGACCUUCUUCCAGCCGGGCUGCAUCGGCGACGGCUGGAAGCUCGAGGACUGGCACAACUUUGGGGUCGACUACAAGCGGACGUGCCAGGCCUGGUGGGACAAUUCUAUCGCGGCGCGCGGUGAGUUACCGGCCGAAAAAUACGACGAGCGCUUCUGGCGCAUGUGGGAGUACUACCUGCAAGGGAGUGCCGCGGGCUUCGCGGCGCGGUCGAUCCACCUCUGGCAGUUCGUCCUGUCGCCCCAGGGCCUGCCCGACGACUUCGAGGGCCGCGGCGGCUACGAGCGCGAGAACUAGAUCCUCCUAUCCAUAUCGAUUUCGUACGGGCCGCCGAGUACAUUUCACACCUAACUUAG
Pelagomonas calceolata is the source of this 1315-nucleotide messenger RNA. The record is from the annotation of a GenBank genome assembly. NCBI's taxonomy places the organism in Eukaryota, Pelagophyceae, Pelagomonadales, Pelagomonadaceae.